CGGAAGUCAUGGGAGAGUCUGCGCACUGAGUCAUCAAGAUUUGACAACUUACCAAGGAUAAAUUAACUUGAUUUCAGCUUCUGCUGCAGCAAUUUGGUGCAAUAGUGUAGAAAAUAAAAAGAAUGGUUUGACCCAGUUGUAUGUGGUAAGAAAGACACUUGAUAAGUACAAGACACAAAAAAAGAAUAGAGAUUUGGUCAACAUCCUGCUCUGGUUACAGAAAAUUACAGCAAUUUCUUAAGAUCUCAGCAAGUAGUAAAUCACCCUACAUGUAGUAUAAACCAGAGGAAAAAAGAAAUGUAGCUAGUUGAAUAAAAGUUUGCAGAUGAGUUUACCGAGACCAUCAGGGCUGAAAGCCCCAUCAAAGAUUGGCAAGCCUACAGGUCUGCCCCAGCCAAAAUCAGCUUCUUCUCUUCCAGCUCCAGAUAAAGCCAAAAGUGCCAUUGCUAAAAGUGCUCGUGCUGCAGGUUUUAGUGCUACACAAGCUGAUAAGUAUGCCACCACUGUUGUCAAUAAACUGCCAGGCCCUGAAUAUGAGGUACCACCCCCUCCAUCAGAUGAUUUUAAGAUAGGGGACAGAGUAUGGGUAGGAGGGAGCAAGCCAGGUGUGAUUGCAUUUCUAGGCGAAACUCAAUUCGCCGCAGGAGAAUGGGCAGGUGUUGCCCUGGACAAACAAGAAGGCAAAAACGAUGGAUCAGUUAAAGGUAUCAGAUACUUUCAGUGUGAAUCAGAUAGGGGUGUGUUUGCUAGAAUUUCUAAAUUAUCUAGAACCCCAGGACUUUUACCAAUGUCAGGGCAAAUGGACGAUACAUUGUCAGAAACUCCUAUCAAACCAAAUGGACCUGCAAGAAGACCUACAACGCCAAGCGUAACACCUUCAAGAGGAGUGUUUGGUUCUAAUACUAGUUUAAGCCGAGCAUCACCUGCCCCGGGAACCAGACCUGGAAGUAGACCCGCUUUGAAGGUUGGAGAUCGUGUGUUUGUGAGUGGCAGUAAGAUGGGUACACUACAGUACAUGGGAGAAACAGACUUUGCUAAAGGAGAAUGGGCUGGAGUCGAACUUGACGAAAAACAGGGUAAAAAUGAUGGUGCCGUUGCUGGUAAAAGAUAUUUUGAAUGUAAGCCAAUGUUUGGUUUAUUUGCACCAAUUCAUAAAGUCACUCGCCUGACAUCAGGAACAGCUGGGCCGGGAAAACCAGCCACAACACCUACAUCACAGUCCCGGUCGUUGAUGAACACAAGUCUUCGUCUUUCCAAAGAAAGGAGCGGGAGUCAGGAAUCUGUCAGUUCCAUAAGCUCGUCAGCAUCAAGUGUGUCCCGUAGCCGGGUAAGGCUUGGAGUCACCUCACUCGGCAAUCAGCUUCCUCUACAUCAUCAACGAAAAAGAGAACUUACGAGUACACCAAUAGCGGCCAAACCAGGUCAUCGGCCAAGCACUCUCAAUUUAACGGCAACAACAACUGCUUUGCAGAAAGCCUUAAAGGAGAAAGAAGAACAUAUAGAACAGCUGCUGAAAGAGAGAGAUUUAGAGAGGUCAGAGGUCGCUAGGGCUGCUGCACAAUGUGAUGAGGCCGAAGGUCAGAUGUCAAUGAUGAGGGGUGAACAAGAGAGAUACAAACAGGAUGUUGACGAUACAGUUCUCAAACUUAGGUCCCUUGUAGCUGACAUGCAGCAAGAAAAAGUAGAACUUGUUAACCAAUUAGAUACAGAAAAAAGAAAAGUAGAAGACUUACAGUUCCAGAUAGAAGAGGAAGCCAUGACAAAGGAUGAUAUGGAGUCAAGAACAGAAGAAGAAGAAAUGAAAUUCAGAGAGAUAGAAAGAUUACAACAGAGAGAGAAAGAAAGAGCUGAUAAACUAGAGCAGGAUAUAUUUACCAUGAAGGCAAUGGCUAAAGACAAUACAGAGAAGCUAGAAUCUACAGAAGAAUUAAACAUAACCUACUUAGAUCAGAUAGAAGAAAUUACACAUAAACUUUCUCAGGCAGAAACUAAAAUCAAAGGUUAUGAGUCAAAUCGUCUAGAGGAAGGUGCUAAGGCAGAAACUAAAAUCAAAGGUUAUGAGUCAAAUCGGCUUGAGGAAGGUGCUAAGACGAGCCAAGUUAGUCUAGAAUUGGAAGAGAAAGAACAUAAGAUAUCAGAACUGGAGGAAAUUCUUACGACAAAGAACAAAGAAGUCAAACAAUUAUCUAACAACCUACAGGAAGUGGAAGAAGAUUUAUUUGCGUCCAGGGAGAAGAACAACCACAUGAAGAAUCAAGUAGAAAAACUAACUUCUCAAAUGGACAACCAAAGUAAAGCUUCUGAAACCUUCAAUUUAGAACUACAGCAACUCAAAUCUCAAAUAUCAGAUCUGCAGAGAAAGCUUGACUCCAGUGAAGAUAAGGCCAAGAGACUUAAUGAUGAGAAGAUACAGCUGGAACAGCAAAUGAGCGAUAUGAUGAGGAAUUCUGGUGAUAGUUCCAAACGUCUGUCUAUUUUAACUGAACAGCUACAGGACAGAAAUAGAAAAAUCCAGGAUCUACAAGCCGACUUGUCAAGUUCUACACAGCAAACAGCAAAACUUAGAGAAGAGAAAGAUAGAUUGAGGAAGGAAGGAGAGAAGGAGAGGGAAAAUUUAAUUGUUAAACAUAAUGAUGUUGUAAAUACUAUUAAACUUACUUUACAAGAUGUGCAAAAAGAAUUAUCCAAAUCAAAUAAUAAAAUGACUGCCAUGAAAGAAGAAUUUGAAAAAGAAAAAGAAGAUGCUAUUAAUCGUAAAAUUGCUGAAAUUAACAAUUUAAAGAAAAAUUUGGAACAAAGUAAAGCUGAUUUAGAAAAACAAGAGGUUCAAACUCAAGCUCAUAAACAGGUUCUAGACAAAACCAAUAUGGAAAUGGAAGCACUUAAAUUUGAAAAAGAAAAAGGUGACAAAUUGGUGAAAAGGUUAGAAGGCGAGAAAGAUAGUAUAAACACAGACUUAAUACAUAUCAGAGUAACUAACAGUAAGGUUCAAUUAGAGUACGAAAAAAUGGUGGACGAGAAAAAUAAACUUCAGCAACAGAUUGAGGAUCUGAAGGAGGACAAGGACAAAGUGUCAGAAACUAAAUCUUCUAUUCUACAAGAAAAAGAAGAACUGGUAACUGAGAAGACUAAACUUGUGGAAGAAAAUGACAAGGUCAACAGGGAACUAGUAGAAAGUAAAGCUUCACUUCAACAGAAAGAUAUACAGAUCGAAGAAUUACAGAAAGAGGUUGAGAAAAUGAAAACAGAAGUGAAUGAUAAAGAAGAAGCUAUGUCACAGAAAUCACAAAGUCAGUCACAGGAUCUACAGACACAGAUUCAGAAAGCACAGGCCAGGGUAAAAGAAUUAGAUGGCAUGUUACAAUCAGAAAUAAGCCGUGGAGAAAAAACAGUGAAGGAAUUGGAAAAGAAACUUCUAAUGCAGACCUCUGAGACAGACCAAAAAUAUAACCAGUUAGAGGCUUUGUUUAAAGAGGUGGAGGAUGAGAGAGAUACCAUGAAGGCUCAGUUAGAAUUCUCUAAUCUGGUCGCUGAAGAAAGGAGGAGGUUAGAAGAACAGAACAUGCAGUUAAACCAAGAAAUGGAGAAAACAGAAGAAAGUCACAGGAAGGAAAUUGACAGUCUAGAAAAGACAAAGAUUUCACUUCAGAAAGAGGUUGCCAACUUAAAGAACGAAAAUGCCUCACUGGAUAAGUUCAGACAUUCGACAGAGAACCAAGAAAAAGUAAACAAAGACUUAAUGAGUCAGAUAAACUCACUAAAAUCUCAACUCCAGGCUCAAGAAGUUAACAGUAAUACAAUAGGACUGUCAGCCAAUGAAAUUGAAGAUAAACAGACAAUAGACGGUCAGGUUGAAUUCCUUAACUCUGUGAUAGUUGAUCUACAAAAGAAAAAUGGAGAUUUAAAAACAAGAUUGGAAGCCAUGGAAUCAGGUGUUCUUACAAAUGGGGAGGCCAACAGUUCUAUGGAAGAAGUAAGUGAAAGUAAAAAACCUCCUCCAAGAUUAUUCUGUGAUAUUUGUGACGUGUUUGAUAAACAUGAUACUGAAGAUUGUCCUUGUCAGGCCAUGGAUUACGACGAGGAAACUCCAUCGCCCUCACAUCACGGUGGUGACCGUAAACAACUACGACCUUACUGUGAUAUAUGUGAAGAAUUCCAUGAACCCUGUGAGAAUUUACAGAUACCAAUUCCUGAUGAUAAGUCCAAUCUUCCGGAACCGAAAGUCCGUUAUCAUAGCGGUAGCGAGACAGUCGAAAUAGAAUGUUCUGAAGGCAAAGGCAAUGUCCGCACACCCUGGGAUGAAAACCAAUUAAAAGAGACAUGUGAAGAUUUUGAAAUCAAACAGUCUUAUGAGGGUAGACUACGGAGCAACGAACACGAAAUGAGUAAUUCGCAACUUGGAAUAUACGAUGAUGACGAUGUUAGCGUAGACGUUAAAGACGAAAAAGACAACGAAACUCAUUUAGAGCAAGUAGUUAACACCGUUCUUGAAAAUGAAGUUGAUCCGAUUCUUGACGAUUAUAAGCAUAAAGACACCAAGGACGAAGCCCAUUUAAAUACAGACGCUCCAAGAAGAGAACAGUCUGAGAGCAAAGACAAUGAAAUUGAUACGGGACAAGAAUCUGACGUCGAAAACAAUAAAAAUAUGGAGGAAUUUAUUAACAAAAAAGACGAUAUGGCUGAAGAUUUCGAUGAUGCACAAGAGCAACUAAAAUCGGAAGAAAGUGAUGAAAAUGUCACAGAUACAGGGGAAAGUGACAUAAGUAACGAUGAUAAAGAUGGAAAGGGUUUCAGUGUGGAUGAAAGGGACGACAAAGACUACUCUAACGAGGAAAAAGAUGAAAAUGUCGAUGAAUUUCAAGAUACUGAAGGCGAUGAUGGGGAGGAUGGGGAGGAUAAUGGUUUAACUAUUAACGAUAAUGACAGUGGUCAAGUUAGCGAACAUCACGAAGAAAAACGAAUGUUAGAGACGGGCGAUAAUCGAGAUUCUUUACCGAUUGACGACGAAAGCGACAACAGUCAACUUCACGAAGAAGAAUAUCAGUUAAAGACUGACAAUAAAAGAGAUGUCUUGCCUAUCGACGAUAAUGAUAGUCACACAGUCAGUGAACGUCACGAAGAAGAACGAAUGAUGAAGACUGACGAUAAUCGGGAUUCUUGUAAAAUAAGUUAAGAAUUCGCACAUGAUGGACCUGGUGAAAAGCUUAUUUUUAACGCAUACUUAAUGUGUUCAGCGAAUUUGGUCUCAACUUUUGCAACAUAUAUAUACUAGUAUAUACCACUUUUUUUAUUUGCUUAUUUUCAUCAACUGCUGCGCGGGAACAUUAAAUUUAUUUACAUAUUAGAAUCUAUACUCCCGGAUGUAUACAUGUAAUGUGUUUUUUCUAUUCGUGCUAAUUAAAGGUUUUCAGUUGUCUAGAAUGGAAUGGAAUGGAAUAGAGUAAAACGUAUUCAUGCUGAUGCAUGCAGAUUAUGUUUUUUUUUAUUUUGAUGCGCCCCAUUCUACUUCGUGUUGUUCUGGCACACCACACAUUGUGGCUAAUCUUUCAUUUGAACUCCUAUUAUAUGAGGGUGGUAAAGGCUUAUUUUCGUGCAACGUUUUUGGUCUUUUUAUCUCAAGUGUUUUCAUAUUUUUCCGUUUUAUUUCUAGUGUUCACGUGUUUUGUUCAAUGUGUGUGCUUCGUGUAUCCCCUUUUCAAAGGGAUUCAAAUAUACGUAUUUGUGACAGGUGCUAUUUACUUACACAGCUCUCUCAAUCGGGGUCUUCGUGACGGCCAAGAAGUCCAUGUCCUCCUAAGUGAUAUUGGAAUAACUAAUCCAAGAAUUUCUAUCGAUUUUGUUUUCUUCACGAAUGUUAAAGGUAUAAAAAGACGACCUGUUUUGAUUCAUUAAACGUUCUACAGCAUAUGUUCGGAAACGCCAUUCUCUCCAACGUGAUGUCCCUUGAAAAGUCAUUCUCUCCAAUGUAAUGUCCUAAUAAAUCACACCCUCAAACUGGAUAUUCUAUUUUGCCACGCGAAACCGUCGCCGCGAUGCAAAUUUCUGUAAAAGAUACAUUUAGAUCUCGUUAUGUCACACUGGAGAGCGUAUCAUCUAAGGCUUUGGUUUAUCUGAUAGUGAUUGGUCCAUGUAUAACAACAUAAAGUUGACCGAUCGUUUGUCAAGUUAAUAUACUAUUUGUUGGUAAUUGGUUUUUUUUUUCUCAAAUUGUUGCUGUGUCGUUGUUUUCGUGUUUACUGUUUUGAAUUAUAUUUGAACAUAUUAUAAGCGUUAAAUGCAGUUAU
Messenger RNA from Mytilus trossulus (common blue mussel), 6284 nucleotides. RefSeq names its product CAP-Gly domain-containing linker protein 1-like. NCBI's taxonomy places the organism in Eukaryota, Metazoa, Mollusca, Bivalvia, Mytilida, Mytilidae. Gene Ontology annotation, molecular function: microtubule plus-end binding. The record is from RefSeq and is a predicted model, not a curated record. Bases 326 to 5173 code for a protein of 1615 amino acids. The transcript is spliced from 32 exons. Gene Ontology annotation, biological process: cytoplasmic microtubule organization. Gene Ontology annotation, cellular component: nucleus; cell cortex; microtubule plus-end.